AUGGCGAAAAGGCGCUUCCUUGGUUUGGAACGUAGGUUAGACCACCAUCCGGAAUUGAAAGAGGAAUAUUCUGCGUUUAUCAAGGAAUACGAAGAUCUCGGCCAUAUGCGAGAAAUUGAAGCAAACGUGAAUGAAAUUCCAGGGUCCAAUUAUUAUUUGCCACACCACUGCGUGCUACGACCAGGUAGCCUUACGACCAAAUUAAGAGUCGUCUUCGAUGGGUCAGCGCCAACAUCCACAGGUGUUUCGAUAAACGAUGUGUUGCAAGUUGGACCUACCAUGCAAAACGAUCUGGAAUCUAUUCUAUUGAAUUUCCGAGUCUUUCGGUAUGUCUUCACUGUAGAUAUUCUAAAAAUGUUCCGACAGGUUUCGGUCCAUGCUAGCGAUACUCCAUAUCAACGUAUACUGUACCGAACGAAGCGCACUUCUCCACUUAAGAUUUUCCAGUUGCAAACUGUUACAUACGGUUUAGCUUCAUCGCCGUUUCUUGCCACCAUGUCACUAUUUAAACUUGCGGAAGACGGACAACAAGAGUUUCCAGCGGCUGCAGCAGUUAUCAAGCGGUCGUGUUACAUCGAUGAUGCUUUAAGCGGUGGCCAUACAAUUGAAGACACGGUAAAGCUAUGCACAGAACUCGAGAAGCUGCUACAUUCUGGUGGAUUUGAAGCGCACAAAUGGUGCUCUAACACGCAGAAGGUUCUACAGCAUAUUCCAACUGAUUUGAGAGGAAACGAUUUUAAUGUGAAGGAUGGAAACACCACUUAUGUCAUCAAAACACUCGGCAUUUCAUGGAAUCCGGAAGAGGACUGGUUUACUAUGCAGGUGGAGCCAGCAAGGAACGAAAGCGAAGGUAUUUCCCGUAAGAAGAUUUUGAGCGACAUAGCGAAAAUUUUUGAUCCGCUGGGAUUUGUGGGUCCAGUAAUUACUGCAGCCAAGUUGAUAUUUCGGGAAGUUGGAAUGCUGAACAUCAAUUGGGAUGACGAAGUGCCCGAACAUCUUGCAAAACGAUGGCGUAAUUUUCGAGAGGAGCUCUACGUACUGAACAAUCUGAAAAUACAACGGUGGAUCAUCUGCGAAAACAUGGAUCGUCUGGAGCUGCACGGAUUCGGAGAUUCAUCUGACGAUGCGUAUGGGGCCUGUCUCUAUACGCGCCUUGUGCAAAACAACGGUGCUGUUACCAUGAAGCUUGUGUACAGUAAAUCCCGACUUCUACCAAAAAAGGCUGGUAAGGCCAAAGCUAUAACUACCCCUAGAGCGGAGCUAAUGGCAGUUGUCCUAUUAUCUCGUAUGGUAGCCAAAGUUAUUGAUGUCAUCGAUCUUCAUUUCUCCUCGAUAACUUUGUGGACCGAUUCUACGAUCGUUCUUAGCUGGAUUCAGAAAUCUCCUGCUACACUUCAGCAGUUUGUAUCGAACAGGGUCAGUGAGAUACAGCAGCUCACGAAGCAAUACAAUUGGCGGUACAUACCUACAAACCAUAAUCCAGCGGAUCUAAUAUCACGAGGUGAGCGUCCUAGAAAGUUGAUCGACCAAUGCGUGUGGUGGAACGGUCCUGUAAUUUUGCAAAGUCAUGAUGAUAUUAUUGUUCAACCACCCGUGCUGCCGGAAAGUGAAUUACCAGAGAUACGACCAAGUUCCUGUUUGGCAGUAACAACUUCUGUAGAAAGGCUACCAAUCUUUGGGAGGUUGAGCAACUUUAUGAAGAUGCAGCGUUGUAUGGUUUACUUCGUGCGCUUUGCUUACUACAUCAUUUCGAAAAGGCGUAAAAUAGUGACAGGGCUACCGACUGUUCAGAAAACAACUCAAGCUUUGAAACUUAUUGUGCGACUGGUUCAAUGUGAAGCUUUCCGACCAGAAAUAUUGGCGCUACAGAAUGAUUCAGAAACUAAACACCGCUUACGAAGUCUGAACCCGUUCAUGGACCCUGAGGAUGGAAUUUUGCGAGUUGGCGGUCGCAUUAAGCGGGCGUUUAUACCGUUUGAAAGUCGUCACCAGAUCUUGUUACCUGCGAAACAUCCUUUCACUGAAGCGUUGAUUCGACACCAACACAAAGAAAACCUACACGCGGGCCAGAAGGCUUUGUUAGCAGUAGUCCGAUGGGUGACCUACCAUCAUAUCGAGUUCAGCCUGCUCCUGUGUUCGCUCAUACUGGAGUCGACUUUGCUGGCCCUUUCCACAUUAAGUCACACACCGGGUUGA
Molecule: messenger RNA, 2196 nt
Organism: Armigeres subalbatus
Lineage: Eukaryota; Metazoa; Arthropoda; Insecta; Diptera; Culicidae
Exons: 1
Coding region: 1-2196 (731 amino acids)
Molecular function (GO): nucleic acid binding
Source: RefSeq, a predicted model, not a curated record